CGGCCGGCAUGGCCACCGAGCUGGAGGCGGGCGGGCCGGGAGCCGGCGCGGCGGGAAGGCUGGAGGCCGAGGAGGACGAGGAGCAUUGGCUCUACGGGGAUGACACGUCCGGGAAGCUGGACCACAGACUGCUGUCUGGACACGUGGACGCUUCUCUUCCUCUACACGAUGCCGGGCGGGAGAACAGAGGUGGUGGCGAGGAUGGGGACCCGGCUCAGCACGUGCCCCCGAGCGGCGGAGAGGACGAGGAUGAGGACAGCGACAGCGAUGACGACGACGUCAAGGUCACCAUCGGCAACAUCAAGACCGGGGCCCCUUCCUACAUGGGCACCCCCAUGAACCUAAACCUGAAAAUGGGGAGAGGCUACGGGGCGGCGGCUUCAGCCAAACUGCAGCCCAAAGGGAUCGACCUGGACGCGCUGGGGAACAUCAACGGCUUUCCGGUGGUGGAAGUGGAUUUGGACUCGUUUGAAGACAAGCCUUGGCGGAAGCCAGGCGCCGACCUUUCCGAUUACUUCAACUACGGCUUCAACGAGGAGACGUGGAAAGCGUACUGCGAAAAACAGCGGCGGCUGCAGCUGGGCCUGGACCCCUCGCCGCCCGUCAGCACGGAGAACAAAAUCACGGUGCAACAAGGCCGGACCGGCAACGCGGACAAGGAGCCCGAGAACGUCGUCAUCAAAACCGAGUUCAAGACGGACUUCGUGGCCCUGGUUGGGGGCCGGGUGAAGGCCGGGCCACCCCCGAACCGGAAGCUGGGCGGGACCAUCGACGUGAUUGGCGGGCAGGCGGGUACCAUCCGCCGCGUGGAGGGGCGCCGGCGGGACAAGCACGCCUCGGAGGAGAACCCCAUCCAGGUCCUCGGAGAGCACGGCAGCAAGCCCCAGCCUUCCCCGCAGCCGCAGCCCCAGCCGGCCCAGCCCCAGCAGCCCCCACAGCAGCAGCCCUUCGUCCCCCCGGCGGCGGGACCCCCGCCCCCGCCUCUGGCCGGUCCCCCCCCGCCUCACUUCCUCCAUCCUCCGCCCCCGUCGGUUCCGGCCGUGCCGCCCCCGCUGCACCCCCCGGGUUUGCCGCCCCCCGGACCCAUCCCAGGCUUGUUCCCACCGCCUCUGGCUCCUCCGCCUGCCCUCCUCAUCCCGACGCUGGACGGGCAGCCCACCAGCUACAACAACCGCCAGCCACCCCCCUUUGGCUACAGCUCUGCGGCAGAAUCUGGCUUCAUCAGCUACCCACCCAUCUCGGCCACCCACACGCCAUGGGUGACCACACUGGACAAGGGUUCUGGUGCCUCUGGAGGCGGCCACUGGUCACGGAGAGAGAGGGACCGGACCCCCACGACCAGCGAAUACAACAAUGAUGAUGAGCGCUAUCGCUACUACAGCCGGGAGAGGAGUUACGACCUCGACCGGGAAUACCGCCGGAGCCGGGAUCGGAGCCGAGAACGGGAAGAGCGCCACCGGGAGCGCCGGCACCGGGAGAAGGAAGAGGGCAGCAAACACAAGUCUUCACGGCGGAAGCAGCACGAGAACGACGAGGGGGAGGGCCACCGGCGCCACAAACACAAAAAGAACAAGCGCAGCAAAGAGGACAAAGAGGCCAGCGAAGAUGGCGUCCCCGAGGGCGGCGAGCCGGAUGCCAAAGAUUAACGCGGCUGAGGGCCCCGCGCCUCCCCCGGCCCCAUCCUCUCUCCGCCUCUCUUUCCUCGCCUCUCCUCCCGAGGACGAGCCGGCAGCAGUGGCCGUGCGGAGAGAGGUCUCGGAUCGGAUCCUAUGGUUUCUCCGGAGCGGUAGGCCCGGGGGCGGGGUGGGGCGCCAGGGCGGCAGAGGCCCGGCCGCGGACUCUCGGACACGUAGCGACGGGCCCCUCCCCGUCCGGGCCCCUCGCUCUCUCCGAAGGGGGGCGGGGACGGCUGUCCCGGGCCCCGGGUCCCUUAGGCCCGGCUCGGGUUCGCAGUCAAUGCCGUGCCCCGUCCCCGGCGUGGCCAACGGGGGUCAGGGGGCAUCUUGGACCCGGAGACCGACGGGACUCAGCCAGCACCCCAAGCCCGUCCCCCCACCCCCGGCCCGCGCGGCCUCCUGGGAUAGGGCGGGGAGGGACGGCGGGGCGACCCGAGGCCGGACGGCUGACUCGGGCGAGACGGGAUGGAGGCCGGGGGGCCGCGUCCCAGACGGUGGCCGGGCUUCGCCACCCGUCGCCGCUCAUCCUCCCGCCAGCCGGCCCCGGAGCCGCUUCCUCCCCCGGCCCCGACCGGGCUGGCUCCGUUUAUUUAUUCCCCGGCCCAGUCGGGUUAACCGUCCGAGUAGUGGGUCGUUUUCUCCAUUGUAUUUUUUUUUUUUUUUUGAAGGGUUCAGAGUCAGAACCCCGGGGGCGGGGAGGGACCCGGACCCACAGGCGGCCGCCGCGGCUCAUCGCCGUGUGCGCAUCCUCGCCCCAGCCGGGGGUUUGGGGCGGGUGCGGCAGCCCCGUGGCAAGCGACCCCCGGAUUUGGGCUAACCUCCGCCCCCACUACCGUCCCCUCCCCCAUCAGCGUAGCAUGAUCUCAGUCCGUAAGCUAGGGGAAUGUGCCAGGGCGGGUGGGGGGGAGGGGGUGGCACA
Molecule: messenger RNA, 2595 nt
Organism: Ornithorhynchus anatinus (platypus)
Lineage: Eukaryota; Metazoa; Chordata; Mammalia; Monotremata; Ornithorhynchidae
Product: pre-mRNA 3'-end-processing factor FIP1-like
Exons: 16
Coding region: 9-1646 (545 amino acids)
Cellular component (GO): mRNA cleavage and polyadenylation specificity factor complex
Molecular function (GO): RNA binding
Source: RefSeq, a predicted model, not a curated record